UUCCGGCGAAAUGCAUAUAAAGGCACGAAUAUUUUCUUGUAUUAGUCAGUAUUUGUUGAGAAAAGAUGCAAAUCCUUGUUGUCUUUCUACUGUUUACUACCUGCAAGCUGUCAACGCAACUAGGAGUUUAUGAUAGAGAAAAUGGUAGACUACUAAGAGACCUUCAUCAUGGUAAACUCUUCCAGACAAUUGGGGAUUGGUUUGGAGAUUUAAAAAAUCACAUUAACGAAAGAUUAUUUGGACAAACGACAACGACAACGACAACGACAACGACAACGACAACACUAUCUCCUUUGCCGAUAGAAAUAUUAAAUUUGGAUAAAUUUCAAUUGCAGAAGAGAUUAAGAAAUCGUGAAUGGUUUCUUUUAGACUUAACUAAUUUAACGUUUGAUCCUAACCAUGAUUGGGGAUUCCACGUCGGCAGUUGGUAUUUUAUUCGGAAAGGAUUUAAAGAUCGUUAUGGAUCUGGAAACGAUUUUAACGAAUCGGAUCUUCAGUCGAGUCAAAGUACCAUUCAGUCGCAAGAUCCAACUGAAGUAAACAUUGCAGAGACUUUUGAAACCACAAACGAUUUUGUGACAACAGAAUUUUCGUCAGCUAUAUCAACAACAAUAACACAAAGUGAGAUGCCAUUGGUAACAACACAAAACUCUAUGGAAACCUAUUCAUCUGAAAGUUCUUCAUCAACGUACGUAUCGGUAGAGGAUGAUAAAAUCACUAAGGAUUUUACUCAGAAAGGAUCCGUAGAAGUUUUAAUAGGAUAAUGUAGUAUACAUCCUUAUGAGUAAUAAAAUGCGACUUUUAUUAAACUGUGUAACUAGAACACGAUCGGUUUUUGUAUCAAAAUAAACAUUUUCACAAUUAAAA
Messenger RNA from Osmia lignaria (orchard mason bee), 867 nucleotides. RefSeq lists its product as uncharacterized. Lineage: Eukaryota; Metazoa; Arthropoda; Insecta; Hymenoptera; Megachilidae. The record is from RefSeq and is a predicted model, not a curated record.